UAAAAUUAUAUUACAAAUGUAAAAUAGAAGAACGACAGUGUUAAUACAAAGUCGAUUUCAAUGAUACACAGUUGUCGGCACGUAUUGCCAGUUUGAAACAUCUUUCUUUAUUUAUGGAUCCGGGUUGAAUAGUAUAUUAAUUCUAUAUCCAAAAUUAAUUUCGAGGUGUCUAACAUCAUGGAAUUUAUUCUACGAAGAACUUCUGCUUUAUACGUUUUAUUACAAAAUGUUCCCGCAGCAAGACUGAAAAUCCAACAAAGACAACUUUCCCAAGGAGAAUGGUUAAGAAGGUAGGCACAACAACAGCACAACUGAAUGAUGAAUUAUGGCGUCAAGCUAUCAAUGCUGGUGCUUAUCCUUCACCACUGAAUUACCGUGGCUUCCCUCGCAGCAUAUGCACUUCAGUUAACAAUGUAGCUGUGCAUGGCAUUCCCGAUAAUAGGCCACUAUGUGAUGGAGACAUUGUAACAGUGGAUGUAACGGUGUAUUUUGAUGGUGUGCAUGGAGAUUGUGCCGACACCUUUUUAAUAGGUAAUGUUGAUGAACCUGGACAAGCGUUGGUUAAAGCAGCAUAUAUGUGUCGGGAUGCAGGAAUAUCUGUGUGCAAAUCAGGUGUUCCUUUUUCAGCCAUUGGAGGUGCAAUAGAAAAUGCUGCUGCUAUUUCGAAAGUUACUGUAGUACCAGCUUUUGUAGGACACGGUAUUGGGUCUUACUUCCAUGGACCACCAGAUAUUUAUCAUUUUGCUCAUGGUUUUCCUGGUAUGAUGGAGGAAGGGAUGACUUUUACCAUUGAGCCAGUUGUUGCUCAAGGUACUGAAGAAGUUGUUAUACUUGAAGAUGGUUGGACGGCUGUUAUGUUGGAUGAUGGUCGUGCUGCUCAAGCUGAACAUACUGUUCUCAUUACUGAAAAUGGUUUUGAAAUUCUUACACAGUAAUAAAGCCCAAUUUAGGUUUAGAAAAACGUACAAUGUUGUGUAAUCCUAAGUCUUUAAAAAUCCUGCAUAAUCUCUGAUCUAGUCUAAUUUGUGAAUGUAAAUGAAGUGAUUUAUUCUGUGAUAUUAAAAAUAAGAACCCUCCACAUGCACGCAUUUCACUCAGUAGAUGAAGUGUGAAAUGUACCAACUGCCUUUCUGUUGUGUUAUUGGGUUGCUAAAUGCUUUCAGACAUUAUAAAUCACCUUAUUGUGAAAAAAGUCCAUCUCAAAAAGAAAUGUACAGAAAAACAUUAUGAAAAGUGUUUGUUUGUGAUGUAAUUUUGUCUUCCAUCGUGCACAUAAUAUUAAAGAGACAAACUUGUGCAAUAAUCAAAUCAAGAAAUAAAAAGCCUGUGAUGUUUUCCUACAAAGAUUGUCAUCACAAUUCUAUUUAAGAGCAUCAAAAAUAAACAUAUGAUGAAAUUGACUAAUUCAGGCCAUCAGAAUGAAAACCACUUCAUUCCAUUAUUUACUAAACCUCACUUUUCUGCAUUUCUGCUAAUAUAACAACAUCCCCUAACCAAAAAUGUGGCAGUAAGAUAUCUAUCUGUGGAAUCAAGACAACUUUGAACUAUUGUAAAUUAAAAAAAAAAAUAAUUUGCUGUUACUUGAUAACAAGGAAACCUCAGUUGAAAUUUUCAUUUUUCAUUCUGAUUACAAUUAGUGACAUAAUUUCCAUGUGAAUACAUAUUUUUAUGUAAGCUUAUUAGAACACUAGAACUCUGUAAACAUGUUUUUUGAUGUACUCAUUGAAACAGUAUAUACUUUUUCCAUGGAUCUGCCAAUCCAUGCAAUAUAUUUUUCGAUGUAAUAUGGUGUAUUUAGACUUUACCUGGCAUGUUUAGUCCAUUUAAUUAGUUUUUUGCAUAAAUUAUGUUAACAUUAAAAUUAAUGCAUAUGAGGUGUAAUGAGCA
Messenger RNA from Gryllus bimaculatus (two-spotted cricket), 1887 nucleotides. Lineage: Eukaryota; Metazoa; Arthropoda; Insecta; Orthoptera; Gryllidae. The record is from the annotation of a GenBank genome assembly.